CCCCGUCGCAGCGAUGCUGCCUCUCCUCGGCCUCGCUGUGUCGCUGCAGCCGGCUCUAAGGCCGCCGCCUCUACUGCGGCCGCCUCCGCCGCUGCGGCCGCCUCCGCUGCUGCGGCUGGGUACCGGCGACGCCGCUGCCGAGACGGCGGCGACGGGAGCGGCGGCCGACACCCGUGCUGGCGCUGGCGGCGGCGGUGCGUGCGUCGCCUCGACCGGCGCCGCCUCGAGCGCCGCGGCUUCCGCCGUUGCGCCGUCCGGGCCGCCGCCGCCGCAGCAGGCUGCAGCAGCCUCAGCGUCGGCGGCGGCGGGAACGCCGUCGCCGUGGUCGAUUUUGCGCGGCGUGCUGCAGUGCGACAGCUGGCACGAGUUCACGGUGCAGAUGCGGGAAGAGUACGGCGACGUGCUCAAGGUCGACCUGUGGCCCGUGCUGCCGCCCAUCUACUUUCUGAUGGGCAAGGCGGCCAACCGCGCCGUCCUGUCCGACCUGGACGCCAGCCUGCAGCAGAUCCUGCAGGAGCUCAUCAACGUGCUUCCCGUGUCGGCACGGAUCCCAAAGGAGGAGGACGUGCAGCUGCAGAAGAAGGUGGCCACCCUCUUCCAGAGCGGCGCCGUCAUCGACUCCCUCCUCCCCUCCUUCCGCACCACCGCCCGCGGCGUGCGCGAGCGGUGGAUGCGCCGGCCGGCGCCGUCGCGGCCGCUGCUCGUCUUCUUCGAGCUGUCGGAGUUUGUGCUCCGCGCCGACCUCGAGCUGCUCUACGGCCGCCGCUUCAGCGAGACCCACGCGCCCCUCCUCCUCCCCCGCUUCACCCAGUGGGUCGAGAACAUUGCAAACGGCCAGCUCGUCGGCUUCUUUGACGAGCUCGGCAGGUGCCUCCGCGAAGAGAUCGCGGAGCGGCAGGCGCACCCGCAGCGCUACGCGGGCGAGCAGUCGGUGAUGCACAUCUACCUGCAGGCGGGCGCGCUCGAAAAGAGCAGCGAGGAGGACGUGGUGGGACUGCUGACGAUGACACUCAUGGCGGCGGUCUUCAACACGCAGGUCUCGCUUGCGUGGAUCCUCGCGCACCUGUAUUCGCAGCCCGAGCUGCUGCGGCGUGCGCGCGCCGAGCUGGCCGCCUGCUCGGGCGAGCCGAGCUACGCCGAGCUGAGCAGCCUCCCCUUCCUCAACGCGUGCAUCGACGAGUCUGUGCGGCUGCACACGAUGCUGCCCGGCAACACGGUGCUGCGCAAGGCGGCGCGCGACGUGCGGUUUGGCGAGGUCACCAUCCCGCGAGGCUCGGUGCUCUGGCUCUACCCGAACGCCGUGCACCAGGACGGCGCCUAUUUCGCCGAGCCCGCCUCCUUUUGCCCGAUGCGGUUCCUGCGCGGCGACGCGCUGCGCAAGCAGAGCGAGGCGUUCGAGCUGGUCACCUUUGGCCACGGCGCGAAGCGCUGCAUCGGCGAGAAGAUGGCACGAGCCAUGAUGACCUCCUUCCUCGCCGAGGUGCUGCCCCUCGUCGACGCGGACCCGCCCCCCGCCCUGCCGGCCGACGACAACCUCUUCGAUCUUAUCCCCGCGAGCAAGCUCGAGCUGCGCAACGUGCGCGCCGCUGUGCCCGCCGCCGCGCCGUCAGACCGCGCCGCCGCCGCAGCAGCAGCAGCCGCUGCGGCGGCCGCGGCAGCGGCGGCAGCGGCGAGAGGCUGAGUCUGCUGUGAGCGGAUGCCGCCGACGCGGGCGCUAGCUCCGGCAGCCGGCCGGGGCCGCUCGGGACGCCAGGGCGGCAGGAGAGCCAGAGGGGGGGGCGGGGGAGAGCCCAGCUGGGAGAGCCGCGCAGGGCGCGGGGCUCGGCGGCGGCCCGGCGGGGGCCGCCCGUCACCACAGUUAUGACAAACACCGGCUGACGUACUCGCCGUGAAAGUGAACGCCGUCUGGAGUAUUUACCUACGAUCGCAUGUGUUUCUACGGGGUUUACAUGCAGUGCUUGUGGCU
Messenger RNA from Emiliania huxleyi CCMP1516, 1966 nucleotides. RefSeq names its product cytochrome P450. Bases 14 to 1681 code for a protein of 555 amino acids. NCBI's taxonomy places the organism in Eukaryota, Haptophyta, Isochrysidales, Noelaerhabdaceae. Gene Ontology annotation, molecular function: oxidoreductase activity, acting on paired donors, with incorporation or reduction of molecular oxygen; monooxygenase activity; iron ion binding. The transcript has 5 exons. The record is from RefSeq and is a predicted model, not a curated record.